UGAGUGCCUACAUUGACCAGCUGAUUUCGAAUUUGUAUAAUUUAGUUAUUUUGUAGUUUCUCAAAACGUAGCUAACUGCGGCAAGUCUUGUGUAUAUGAGAUAUGUAGCAUAAGAAUACCUAGGUAUUUAUAGUUACACAAAGAUAUUACAGGGAUCCCAUCCAAUGCAAGUAAUGUUGAGCUGAAAGCUUGUAGGUUAUGAUUAUUUAAGAAUGUCGGUAUGGCAAAGCGAGGAACAGCGGUGCGGCGUGGUGCUGCGCGAGGUGUUCGCGUGGCUGGAGGGGCGCGAGCUGGCGCAGGCGGGCGCCGCGUGCCGCGCGUGGCGCCGCGCCGCCGCCGCGCCCGCGCUGUGGCGCCGCCUGCUGGUCGCGCCGCCCGGUACCCGCACGCAUGCAUGCGCCCUAAUUACACAAGCUUGUGUUAUUACUGUGUGGGUUUACACUCAACUUGAUUCUACUGGUAACAUCCAAAGACUUCCGGCGGGGGUGUCGUGGCGGCAGGAGUACGUGCGCGCGCACGCGGGCUGGCGCGCGGGGCCGCGGCACCGCGCCGGCGCGCCGCUGCUGCACGCGGCGCUGGCGCCGGGCGGCGCGCUGCUGGCGCUGGCGGCCGCCGACGCGACGCUGCUGCUGUGGGCGGCGCGCGCCGGCGCCUGGGCCGAGGCCGGCCGCGCCGACCUGCGCGCGCGCGGCUGGGCGACCGUGGCGCGCUCGCAGUGGGCUACUGCGGGCCGCCUGCUGCUGACUGGCUCGCUCUCCCUCGUGUCCGACUGGGAGUUGUUGGUGCUUCACGUUGAUGACGAUGGCGGUUGCGGGACGGUGUACAGCCGCGUGCGGUGCAGCGCGGGCGCCGCGGGCUGCUGGGCGGACCCGGCGGGGGAAGCGUUUCUCUCGUUCGAGCUGCACCGCCUCGGAGCCGGUAUCUACUGCACUACAGUCUGGCUCAACGCUGCCACCCAGGAGACGGAAUCUGAAUAUGCAGGUGUAACUUCGCCCCUGCUAAGAAUCUUCAACGAAGAAGGCGCCCAUUUGACGCACGCGCUGGUGGUGCAGUCGGCCGAGCCGCUGUCGGUGGGCGAGCCUGCGGCCGAGCCCGCGGCCGAGGCGGACGGGCGCGCCGCCUACCUGCGCGCCAUCGCGCCGCGCGCGGCGGACGAGCUGCAGGCGCGCGUGCUAGUGGCGGGCGCCGGGUGCCGGCUGGGCGCGUGGCCGGUGCGCGCGCCGCGGCCGCCGCCGCUGCAGGCGAGCGCGGGCGGCGGGCUGGCGGAGCGCGUGCGGCGGCAGCGCGAGCGCCGCGCCGCGCCGGAGCCGGACGCGCCGGAGCCGGACGAGGCGGCCGUGCGCGCCGGCUGCACGCCGCCCGCGCGCCUGGCUCGCCUGCACGCGCCGCUCGUCGGACUCGCCUUGCAAGAGCGGUGA
Molecule: messenger RNA, 1418 nt
Organism: Helicoverpa zea (corn earworm)
Lineage: Eukaryota; Metazoa; Arthropoda; Insecta; Lepidoptera; Noctuidae
Gene: Fbw5
Product: F-box/WD repeat-containing protein 5-like
Exons: 5
Coding region: 213-1418 (401 amino acids)
Biological process (GO): protein ubiquitination
Cellular component (GO): SCF ubiquitin ligase complex; Cul4-RING E3 ubiquitin ligase complex
Molecular function (GO): protein binding
Source: RefSeq, a predicted model, not a curated record